This is a messenger RNA of Bufo bufo (common toad), 1820 nucleotides long. RefSeq names its product WAP, follistatin/kazal, immunoglobulin, kunitz and netrin domain containing 2 (gene WFIKKN2). Gene Ontology annotation, cellular component: extracellular region. The transcript is spliced from 3 exons. Gene Ontology annotation, molecular function: serine-type endopeptidase inhibitor activity; protein binding. Bases 134 to 1732 code for a protein of 532 amino acids. The record is from RefSeq and is a predicted model, not a curated record. NCBI's taxonomy places the organism in Eukaryota, Metazoa, Chordata, Amphibia, Anura, Bufonidae.
UUCUCUGCGCAUUUUACCAGAUAGGACGUCGUGCUGAAGACGAAGAGCCGACCCUUCUCUCUUUCUCCACCCGUACCCUCCCAAGAUGUCUUAAUCGAAGAUCUACUUUAUAUGAGGAGAAGCUGUACCCCACAUGAGGUACUCCCAUGCCGGCUUAUGUCCCAACGAAAUGAAUCCAAACUUAUGGGUGGAUGCUCAGAGCACCUGUCAAAGAGAGUGCGAAGCCGAUCAAGAAUGUGACCCUCAUGAAAAAUGUUGUCCUAAUGUCUGUGGAACCAAGAGCUGUGUGGCAGCUCGAUACAUGGAUGCGAAGGGAAGGAAAGGACCUGUGGGGAUGCCCAAACAGGCUACCUGUGACCUCUUCAUGUGCAUUCAGCAGGGUUCUCAGUGUGACAUUUGGGAUGGGCAACCCAUCUGCAAAUGCAAAGAUAGAUGUGAGAGGGAACCAAGUUUUACCUGCGCCUCCGACGGGCUCACCUACUAUAACAAGUGCUUUAUGGAUGCGGAAGCUUGCGCCAAGGGAAUCUCUUUAACCGUAGUCACUUGCAAAUAUCACCUUACCUGGCCACACACCAGUCCUCUUCCAUCAGAGACAACAGCCAACCCAACCAUCCCAUCAGCUGAAACAGCCAUUGUAAACUUGGUUCCUCCAGUUCUGGUGAACAACCCUACUCACAAGACUGUCAACGUUGGGGACACUGUCAGCUUUCAUUGCGAUGUUACUGGAAAACCUAAACCGGAAAUAACAUGGGAAAAGGAAGGAAAGGAAAACCUAGUCAUGCGGCCCAACCAUGUGGUUGCGAACAUAGUGGUCACCAACAUUGCACAGCUAGUUAUCUAUAAUACGCAACUACAAGACACCGGAGUCUACAUAUGUACAGCCAAAAACAGUGGUGGCAUCAUCAAGAUCAACUUUCCCUUAGCCGUCAAAGAGGAACCUGCCAAGGAAAAGUCAGGAAAUCAAACUUUUUUUCCAACUGAUGAGUGCCUAAAGCCCCCGGACAGUGAAGACUGCGGCGAAGAGCAGACACGAUGGUAUUUCGAUGCCAAGAAAAAUAAUUGUUUUAUCUUUGUUUAUGGCAAUUGCAACAGUAACAUGAAUCAUUUCGAGACCUAUGAGUCAUGCAUGUUGACGUGUAUGAACGGACCUGUCAACGUUUGUAAUUAUCCCGCCCUCCAAGGUCCAUGCAAGGCAUACGAGCCAAGAUGGGCAUUCAACAAGCUAUUGAGCCAGUGCCAAUCUUUCAUUUACGGUGGGUGUGCUGGCAAUGAAAACAACUUUGAAAGCAAAGAAAUGUGUGAGGAAUCCUGCCCGUUCCCCAAAAACCAGAAGUGCAAAAUCUGCAAGCCUCGGCAGAAGCUGGUCACUAGCUUCUGUAAAAGUGACUUUGCCAUCCUUGGACGUAUAGUAGAGUUGACAGAAGAGCAAGAAUCUGGACUUGCUCUUGUUUCGGUGGAAGAAAUCCUAAAGGAUGAGAAAAUGGGACUGAAAUUUUUGGGAAAGCAACCACUUGAAAUCACUCUUCUCAACAUGGACUGGAGUUGUCCAUGCCCCAAUGUCACCACUGUUAGUAGUCAGCUCAUAAUCAUGGGUGAUGCACAUAAUGGUAUGGCAGUCCUACAGCCACACAGCUUUGUCGGCAUGUCAAGUGCCCGUCGUGUGCGAAAACUUCGAGAAGUCAUCCACAAUAAAACUUGUGACCUCCUGAAAGAAAUUUUAGGGCAGCCAUGAUAUAUUGAUGAUCAUAGAGCACGUAUAAUAAUUAAAGGAAUGUAUUUUUCAGAAAUUACUAAUAUGUCAACUUUGAAUUAAAGAGAAA